AUGGCCACGCCCACUGUCAAGUCAACCAAACGCUCGAGGGAAUCCGAUAUAGGCUCAGUGGAGCUAGAGGAGCCCAAUGUUGCUUCCGCAUCGGCGUCUCAACUGCCAUCAGACGAGCAAGAGACGGGUCCUCUGACAACAAAACCCAAGAAGAAGAAGAAGAAGGAUGUCACUUCUGGAAUUGUAUAUAUCUCCCGACUACCUCCAGGAAUGACACCUCAGAAGAUCAGGCAUUUGAUGGCUCGGUGGGGAGAUCUGGGAAAGCUGUAUGCGCAACCAAAAGAUGGCAUGUCUGUGACCAGCUACAAUUCCAAUGGUCAACAUAAGAAGAAGCAAAAGCACCAAAGCGCCAAUUACUCUGAGGCCUGGGUGGAGUUUUUGGACAAAUCUGUAGCCAAAACUGUGGCUUCCAUGUUGAACGCCCAAGUGAUUGGUGGGAAGAAGGGUGACAAAUGGAGAGACGACAUAUGGACCAUGAAGUAUCUGAGCGGUUUCAAGUGGGAGAUGCUCGGUGAACAGAUGGCAUACGAGAGACAGGCUCAUCAAGCUCGUCUACGUGCUGAGAUUUCGCGCUCCAAGACAGAGCAAGGAGAGUACCUGAAGAAUGUUGACCUCGCUCGGCAGCUGGAAAAGCGCAAUGCCAAGAAGGCUGCUGCUGGCGAGUCUGGGAAUGCUGCUCCCUCAACUGGGGAUGACACCAAGGCUUCACGGGGGUACAAGCAAAGGCAAGUCGUCGAGAAGAGCAAAACUCUGGAAGGGCAGGGUAUGGAUGGGGUACUCGGCAAUAUCUUUGGAUAA
Molecule: messenger RNA, 798 nt
Organism: Cryptococcus wingfieldii CBS 7118
Lineage: Eukaryota; Fungi; Basidiomycota; Tremellomycetes; Tremellales; Cryptococcaceae
Product: pre-rRNA-processing protein ESF2
Exons: 4
Coding region: 1-798 (265 amino acids)
Biological process (GO): small-subunit processome assembly; endonucleolytic cleavage to generate mature 5'-end of SSU-rRNA from (SSU-rRNA, 5.8S rRNA, LSU-rRNA); endonucleolytic cleavage in 5'-ETS of tricistronic rRNA transcript (SSU-rRNA, 5.8S rRNA, LSU-rRNA)
Cellular component (GO): nucleolus
Molecular function (GO): RNA binding
Source: RefSeq, a predicted model, not a curated record